AUGUUAUACAAUUCAACGUUCUUCUCCUAUUUUAGAUUAUGGAACACUACACAAUAUGCUUCAUAUAGCCUAUCAGGUAGUAAAUAUCUUAAUAUAUCGGAUACCACAAAUAUUGCAAAAAUAGUAAACAUGGCAAGAAUGACAAAUGUUACAAACGUGACAAAUCUGGCACACAUGGCGAACAUAACAAACAAGGUAGACACAACCAAUGUUACUAUAAAACUUAUAGACAAAAAUCCUCCUUUCCCAUCGAGCUCAGAAUUUUUUGCUUGGUUUAUGCUCUAUGUGCUCCCUCAUAUGAUUGUCAUUAACGCUGUCAUUGAUCGUCUUAAAAACAUCCCCGUGAUGAAAUCGAAUAUCAAGCAAAUUAAUCUACCAGCGUGGUCCAGGAUAUCGUUACAUUUAUUAGCUUUGGUACCAUUGACCUGUGGAAUAUCUGUCUUUUAUAUGCGUUCUUGCAUACUACAAGUUUACGAAUCCUUAUUCGGAGCUAGCUUUGAAUCAUUUUUCGGAGGGUUAUAUUAUAUUUUAUGCUUGUCCCAUGGAGUUGAAGUAUUCUACUCAUCCACAACGAAUAGUAGUCAAUUACUAACUCCAAAUUUCGGAGUUUCCCAGUUAGGUUUUGAAUUUUACUCGUUGUGGGCUAUGGCCAAAUACGAGAAGUAUACUCCUGAGACUUCGUUCCUCAUAAGAACUGAUUGUACAUUAUUAUUGGUGAAUCGGCUAAUUAUUCAUUUGGUGGAAGUAUUAAACAUGAGAAAAAAGUAUUCCAUUUUUUCUACGACCGUUUAUUUAGUAUAUUUGCCUUUUUUCCUUAAAAAUUUUAAUUCCCUCCCCUUUGCCCUCAAAGCAAGGGAGAUUAACAAACUGCUUUCUGUUGUAAUGAUAUUUACUUCUUUUAUUUUCCAUUCCUUCCGAUAUAUCACUAACAAAGAUAAGAAUUCUAUAUUUAAAUACAUGCAUAUGUUUAAACUAUUAAACCUUACUGGAGAAGAAAACAUUGAACUAACACUAUUCAAAUUUGCAACGUUUUUAUGUGAUGGAAACGAUAUCGACGAAUUCCCACGCCAGGAUCCGGAAAUACAUUCACCAUUACAAGAACAUUCAUAUAUAAUAAGUGGUUAUCUGAAUGAAGUAAACUCAAAUCCCGAAGAUUAUGAUACCAUUAUACCUGAUGUCGAAAGUUCCAUUUUUUCUUCUCCGACUGCGAUGCUUGUAAUGUUAAUUAGUUUAUGUUGUUCAGUAAUUAUUAGUCGAACUAACCUCAUGAUAUAUGGGUCUACAUUGGAGAUGAAAAAGCGAAGAGCUGAAGGUAAGAGAAGAACACAUUCGAAACACUAUGAUUUGAACAAUUUAAUCACUGAUAAUAACUAUGCAAUGUUUAUGACAAGGGUUUUGAAAACUGAUAAAUUGUGUGUUCAUGACCCCGAUAAAUAUUUACUUCCAGACACUGACACAUCCCCUGAUUAUAAUCCUCCUAUAAAUGAUCCACGAUCAGAAGAUGAGGAUGGCGUAGACAGUGCAAAGGAAGAAGAAAUACUGUCCGAAUCUAUUGAAGAAGAAUCAAGGAUCUUUGAUUUACUUGUUCCUGUAGAUGAUAGUUUUGAAGCUCCAGAUUUAAACUGGUAUUUAUCAAUGUGGUCUAUUAUGAAAUAUACUUUCCAAUAUGAUAAAAGACUAACAAGAACGAGUUACUGGGAACUAGCAAACAAAACUAUUCUAAAUGAAAUAAUACAUGAAAGAAGAACGCAAAGUACAAAAGAGCCAUCACAAGACGAAGACCUGUUUAGCUUCAGUGACGACGAUGACGAUGAAGAGGAGUUAGAUUUGACUUGUGUUUUAUGUAAACGUCAUAGGAGAAGAAUUGUUCUUUGGCCUUGUAAUUGUCUGACAAUUUGCGACGAGUGUCGGUUAGCUAUAGGAAGAAGAGGAACUACUAAGUGUAUAUGCUGUGCUGAACCGGUGAAAGGAUACAGUAAGUUGAAUGUAGUCUAG
Molecule: messenger RNA, 1995 nt
Organism: Naumovozyma dairenensis CBS 421
Lineage: Eukaryota; Fungi; Ascomycota; Saccharomycetes; Saccharomycetales; Saccharomycetaceae
Exons: 1
Coding region: 1-1995 (664 amino acids)
Biological process (GO): protein ubiquitination; ubiquitin-dependent protein catabolic process
Molecular function (GO): ubiquitin protein ligase activity
Source: RefSeq, a predicted model, not a curated record